This is a messenger RNA of Haemorhous mexicanus (house finch), 2846 nucleotides long. RefSeq names its product NOC3 like DNA replication regulator (gene NOC3L). The coding region runs from base 47 to 2446 and encodes 799 amino acids. Gene Ontology annotation, cellular component: nucleolus. Gene Ontology annotation, molecular function: chromatin binding. The record is from RefSeq and is a predicted model, not a curated record. The transcript is spliced from 21 exons. Gene Ontology annotation, biological process: DNA replication initiation. NCBI's taxonomy places the organism in Eukaryota, Metazoa, Chordata, Aves, Passeriformes, Fringillidae.
CGCGGGGAGCGCUUCCGCCGCCGGGCAGCACGCGCGGGCCGCCGCCAUGAAGCCGAGAAAAAACACAAAGCGAGUUCCAAGUUUUCGCAAGUUACUGAGAACUAGUCAAAUAAAACUUGACAAUAAAUUAAAGAAUAAACAGUACAAGCAGAAGAGUGCUGCUAAGAAGUAUCGUAAAGAACAAAAGAAGCUAAGGGAAGCUGUCAGAGAUGCUAUUUCCAGAAAGCCUUUUCCAUUGGAGGAAUGCAAGAAAAAACAAGUUGCUAAAAAAUGGGAAGAAAAAGAAGAAGAAGAUGCUCUUCCACUGGACAUGAUGGAUGAAGAUGAUUUAAAAUUAAUGGAGGAUCUGGCCCAAAAAGCAUCCUUUUUAACCAGAGAUCUUUCUUCUAAUGAACCUGUUCACAUCAAAAAACGUAAACAUGAAAGUGUGAUUGAGAAAUAUGAGAAGGUGCCAAGACGUUUGCAAACAGAGCCAGAAAAAGAACUCAUCCAUCUGCUCCCCAUCAAAGACAAGAGUGGCAUAAUUCCUCAAGCUGUGGAAAAGCCAGUUCUCAAUGUUGCACAUGAUGAAGAGGAGGACACAGAAGAUAUGGAGGAAGCAGAGGACUUUAAUGAGGAACCCCUGCCUGUUCUCACUCCUGAGGAAAUGGCUGUUCAAAGGAAACAGAAGCUACAGGAGAGGAAGAUGCACAUAGCUGCCUUAGCAUCUGCCAUUCUCUCCGAGCCAGACAGCAAUAUUAAGAAGCUUAAGGAGCUGCGUGCCAUGCUGAUGGAACAGGAUCCUAAUGUGGCUGUGAUUGUUAGGAAGCUGGUCAUGGUGUCUUUGAUGGAAAUAUUCAAAGAUAUUGCACCUUCGUACAAAAUUCGGCCUCUGACCGAAGCAGAAAAGGCUACCAAGGUUAAAAAAGAAACACAGAAACUGAGAGAAUUUGAAGAAGGCCUUGUAAGCCAGUAUAAAUUUUACUUGGAAAAUUUGGAACAAACAAUUAAAGAUUGGAAGCAAAGGAAAUUGAAGAAAAGCAAUGUCAUCUCAUUAAAGGCAUAUAAAGGUCUAGCAGAGGUAGCAGUGAAGUGUCUGUGUGAGCUGCUUGUGGCCCUACCCCACUUCAACUUCCACAAUAACAUUAUUGUUCUCAUUGUUCCACUCAUGAAUGAUCCAUCAAAAAUGAUUUCUGAACUGUGUGUUGAGGCAGUUAAGAAGCUCUUUAAACAGGACAAGUUGGGCUAUGCUUCACUUGGUGUAGUUAAAGUAAUUUCUGGCCUUGUGAGGGGUAGAAAUUAUGAUGUCAGGCCUGAGGUGUUAAAAGUAUUUCUUCACUUAAGAAUUAAGGAAGUAGAAUUACAAAAAGAUUCUGAAGACAUUGCACCAAAGAAAAAGUUCAUGACUUACAAAGAGAAAAGAAAAAAUCUUUCCAGAAUGCAAAGAAAGUGGAAGAAAGCAGAAGAGAAAUUGGAACGAGAACUCUUGGAAGCAGAAGCAUCAGAAAGUAAAGAAAAGAAACUGAAGUUGCACACAGAGACCUUGAAUAUUGUAUUUGUAACUUACUUCAGGAUCUUGAAGAAAGCUCAGAAGUCUCCACUUUUGCCAGCUGUGCUAGAAGGUCUUGCAAAGUUUGCUCAUCUCAUAAAUGUGGAAUUUUUUGAUGACCUAUUGAUUGUCCUUCAUUCUCUUAUUGCAUCUGGGGAUUUAAGCUAUCGUGAGAGUCUUCAUUGCAUUCUCAGCGCUUUUCAUAUACUCUCUGGUCAAGGUGAUGUUCUUAACAUUGAUCCAAUGAAAUUUUACACACAUCUGUACAAGACCCUGUUCAGCCUACAUGCAGGUGGCACCAACGAGGACAUAGGGAUUGUGCUGCAGUGCCUGGAUGUCAUGUUUGCCAAGAGGAGAAAGCAAGUCUCCCAGCAGCGAGCUCUUGCUUUCCUAAAGCGACUUUCCAUCCUUGCUCUUCAUGUGCUUCCGAAUUCCAGUGUUGGGAUCUUGGCAACAAACAGUGUAUUCAUGCAAACAUUCCCAAGGAUGGACCUCCUACUAGACAAUGAAUCUCAAGGCAGUGGAAUUUAUCUCCCAGAAUUAGAUGAACCGGAGCAUUGCAAUGCCCAGAACACAGCACUGUGGGAGCUGCAUCUACUGCAGAGACAUUAUCAUCCAACAGUGCAGAAAUUUGCAUCUCACCUUAUUGCUGGUGCUCCAACUGAAGGCUCAGGAGCUCUUCCACUUGAUUUGAGCCAAAGGUCUGCUACAGAACUUUUUGAGACAUAUUGUAUGAAAGAAAUGACCUUUAAUCCUCCUGUUGCAUCAGUAACACCCAGAAGAAAGGAUACCUUCUCACAAAGGGAUUCAUUUGUAGAUGAAGAACUAAACAAACAGCUUCAACAACACACCAGUGAGACUGUUGCUCACAAACCCUUGGAUUUUGCUAAGCACUUGAAGGAAUCAUCCUUGGCAUAAAUGUACCUAUCAAUCAAGUUCACUUGGAUUCUUAAUUAUGGAGAAAGAUUGGUUAAAAGAAAUCACCAGUCAUCAUAAAAGGAAUACAAGCAGGCUUUUGUGUGAAUAUGGAAACACAAAAAUUUAACAGCAGUUUUUCACACAGUUACAGGCCUGUCCCCCUAACCACCAAGCCCCUGUUCAGGGGGCUGGGGAGUCACAAUGAACUGUCAUGUCAGUGUUUUAAAAAAUAUAUAACCCCAAGUAAUUUACGAAUUGUUUGCAACCAUGCACAAUGCACAAUUGUAUUUUUGUUUAUGUAUUUUUCUAUUUUUUAUAACAGAAUAUAGACAUAUGUGUUUCUGCAAACUCACUGGGUUGUGCUGGUAACUUAAUAAAUAUUUUAAAAAUGUUAACAUAA